Molecule: messenger RNA, 1340 nt
Organism: Aspergillus steynii IBT 23096
Lineage: Eukaryota; Fungi; Ascomycota; Eurotiomycetes; Eurotiales; Aspergillaceae
Exons: 2
Coding region: 95-976 (293 amino acids)
Biological process (GO): mRNA splicing, via spliceosome
Cellular component (GO): precatalytic spliceosome; catalytic step 2 spliceosome; U2 snRNP
Molecular function (GO): RNA binding
Source: RefSeq, a predicted model, not a curated record
CGACCUGCUCCUCUUCCACCUCUCGUCCUGGGGAACUGCGCCGGCGUCUAGUAAUUGAUCUUCUGGUUUGUCACAGGCUGACCACACCGUCGCCAUGAAUACAAUCCGUCAGAUCCAGGCGCUCAACAAACGCGAGCUGGAAAAUGCCAUCCCUCCAGAAGCUUCAUGGCACGCUGAUUACCGAGAUACGGCCUACAUCUACAUCGGCGGCCUUCCCUUCGACCUGUCCGAGGGUGACAUCGUAACCAUCUUUUCGCAAUACGGCGAGCCCGUGCACGUGAACCUUGCGCGCGACAAAGAAACCGGCAAGAGUCGUGGAUUCGCCUGGCUGAAAUACGAAGAUCAGCGGAGCACAGACUUAGCUGUGGACAACAUGGGUGGUGCGACGGUCAUGGGUCGGAUGCUGCGUGUCGACCAUACCAGAUACAAGCGGCGGGACGACGAGGAGGAAGGAGACAACGUCGCGAGACUAAUGGGUGAUGAGGAGAAGAAGAAUGACCGCGGGGGCGACUCAGAUGAUGAGCGACGGAGGCGCCGCAAGAGAAGAGGCAGUGAAGAUGAUGAGCCGCGACAACGACCUUUGCUUAAGGAGGAGAAAGAACUGGAGGAGCUGAUCCGAACCCACGACGAAGAGGACCCCAUGAAGGAGUUCUUGAUCGAAGAAAAGAAGGAGGAGGUUGCACGCGCGCUAGAGAGGGAAAAUGCUGGGAAAUCGUCGCGAAAACGAGACUCCAGCCGCGACCGAUCUCGUCGCCAUCACCGCCAUCACCGACACCAUCGCCGCCGACAUGACGACGAUCGCUCGCGUUCGAGAGAAAAGAGUCGGCGUGACUACCGGUCGCCGUCGAGAGAAGAGCGGUCGCAUAGGACACGAUCGCCGUCACGAAGAGAGAGGGCCUACAGAGACAGGACGCCAGUGGGAUCUCGGUCACCGGAACCACGGAGGACUCGAGACAGACAUGAUCGACGUCGAUAAGGGUUAUGAAAAUGGUCAAUUAUUAAUUAUUGCUAAGUUUAUAUAACCUUGGCAUCUAUCGAUCGUUAAAGAACAAAACUUUAGUCCCUCAAGAAAGGACAAUCCGCGACGGUCACCAACAGCCGAGAAGCAUCAGCCGUCAAGUUGAAUGCUUCUGGGACUUGACCUCUGCGUCUGGUCGAAGACGAGCACAGCAUUUCUGCCAGACCCCACGCCGCGACGUCACCAAUCAACCUCGCUGGGCACAAGCAAGUGACCCGGGACAAGAACCAUCAUCGCUAAUCAAGAUGGAAAGAGCAACUAGAUAGCACUCUAGAAAUCAUAAUUCAUCGUCAGGAACCAUCGGCGAGUUAUCUCUUCAGCC